AAAGUAAAGUAAAGUAAAAGUAAAUUAAUUUUUCCUGCUGGUUUCAAAAGCUGUGAUAUAUUUCUGCCAGCUCUGAAGGGCUGACAGCUCCCUGCAAAGCAGGAGGGAAGUGUAAAUUACCUGUACUUCCACAAGGACACGGGGGAAAUCAGAGUUUUAGAAAUCAGUGUUUUUUAUUGCCAGUCAAUCUCCCCUUUGUUUGCCAGAGUGGAUCAAUAUGAUCGAUAUGUGAGCUAGCCAACUGAGAGCACAGAGGAAAAGCAGCAUGAAGCAGAAAACCUGGGAGCUUUACAAAUCAUUCUCUCUUUACCUCCUGCUGCUGUCUCCACCCUCGGUAUGUUGUGACUCCUCCUGGAAAGCAGUGAUGCUGAAAUCUGCCAGGGGUGGAUCAGCUCAGUCCCGUGCAGUGCUUCUGCCAGCUGGCAGUGCAGAAGAGCUCUGCUUUCCCUGCCUCCUCGUCCCCCUCUGCAGGGUGGAAACCUCCACAUGCUGUGUUUUCAUGAAAGCCUCAGACCAGCUAUGAGAGCACAGCUUUCUAACCUGUGUGUGAGCUGGAGUCUGGGAAGGAUUCACCUGUCUGGUAACUGAAUUUACAAAGGCUCAAAGUCCAGGUGCUCUCAGGUGAGUGGAGGACAGGACAGCAAUGGGACUGUGACUACAUGGAGAAUGUGCCCUGGGGCUACAGCUCAUCCACGCUCUGCUCCACGUCCCCCAUUUCAGGGUACCAUGGAGAACAUGUGCUGAGAUCAAGUGCCGGGCAGGAGCAGCAGUGUGCUAAUGAAGAUGGAGAAUGACACAGGGGACGAGCAGAACCACACUGGGCUGCCGCUGUCAAGCCAGGAGAUCAUUACAGCUGAAUACCAAGUGGUUACCAUUCUCUUGGUCCUCCUCAUUUGCGGACUGGGCAUCGUGGGCAACAUCAUGGUGGUUUUGGUGGUCCUCAGAACCAAACACAUGAGAACUCCCACUAACUGCUACCUGGUGAGUCUGGCUGUGGCAGAUCUCAUGGUGCUUGUGGCUGCAGGACUGCCCAAUAUCACAGAAAGUCUGUACAGAUCCUGGGUAUAUGGCUACGUGGGGUGUCUCUGCAUCACUUAUCUCCAGUACCUAGGGAUCAAUGCUUCUUCUUUUUCCAUCACUGCUUUCACUGUCGAGAGAUACAUAGCUAUCUGCCACCCAAUCAAAGCUCAGUUCCUAUGCACUUUUUCAAGAGCCAAAAAGAUCAUUAUUUUUGUCUGGGCUUUCACCUCCAUAUACUGUAUGAUGUGGUUUUUCCUGCUAGACCUCAAUACAGUAGUCUACAAAGACACCACUGUUGUGUCUUGUGGCUACAAGGUGUCCAGGAGCUAUUACUCUCCUAUCUACAUGAUGGACUUUGGUAUAUUUUAUGUUUUGCCAAUGGUAUUGGCAACUGUCCUCUAUGGCCUGAUUGCUAGAAUACUGUUCCUGAACCCCAUCCCUUCGGACCCAAAAGAACACUCUAAGGCAUGGAGGAAUGACGUGGCUCACCAAAACAAGCCUGUGAAUUCCAAGACGACUAACAGGAGUUUCAAUAGCACUAUUGCUUCUAGAAAGCAGGUCACCAAGAUGCUGGCUGUGGUGGUCGUCUUAUUUGCAUUUCUUUGGAUGCCCUACCGAACACUGGUGGUUGUCAACUCUUUUCUUUCCAGCCCCUUUCAAGAAAACUGGUUCCUGCUAUUUUGCAGAAUCUGUAUUUAUUUAAAUAGUGCCAUCAAUCCUGUAAUUUACAAUCUCAUGUCCCAGAAAUUCAGAGCAGCCUUCAGGAAACUCUGCAACUGCCAGCAGAAGCGGGAAAAAAAACCUGCCAGUUACAGUGUGGCCCUAAAUUAUAACGUCAUCAAAGAGUCUGAUCACUUCAGCACUGAGCUAGAAGAUAUUACCGUCACCAAUACCUAUCUGUCCUCUGCAAAAACAUCCAUCGGCGACACGUGUUUGUCGUCUGGGGUAACAGAUAAUGCCUUUUGAUAUUUGGCCUGAGAUCCACCUUGUUCUGAGUAUGCAGCCAUACAAAUCCUUCAGAUGCUCUGUUCCCACCAACCUGUAUGAAAUACAAAGGCAUUUCUGCUCGCAAAACUGCUGGAGUUACCAUAUAUCUCUACAUAUCUGUCUGCUUCAUACAAGGAAACAGAAUUUUGGGGGGAAUUAAAGCAAUAUACUGCCAAGUCUAAUUGAAUGAAGCACUUAAUGUAACUUUAAGCAGGUGAGUUGACUUCAGCGGAAUAUGCAAGUCCUACACCUCACAUAUAAGAGAUGAAGAAACUUGGAGACUGCCAAACAGUAGUGCACGCUUCUCAAAAGAGCAAGGCUGCCUGGGACAUCACUAUGGACAGAGAGCAGGACAGAGCCUUCUUACAUGCUGCUGCAUGUCCUGGGAGUGCUCACACUGCACUGGGUGCCCAAGAACAGCUGGAACUGAAAUGCAGAUCUAGCAGUAGAUAUCAUAACAUGCUUCAAAAAACAGAUAUCUGAUAGAUCUGAUAGCAAAGAGCAUGAAAUCUUUUUUUUUUUUUUUUUUUUUUUUACCAUGAACAGGUUGAAAUAUGAAGGCUCUUCAAUCAAUUCACAGCAGGGAAUAAACAAAUUAAAAAAUCAGUAGGAAGCUUUCAAAAACUUAUUUUUUUUCAGCCAGCUAGUUUAGAGAUGGACCACAUGAAAUAUAAGUUUCAGCUAAAACUGAAUCCUCUCUGAACCUGACAUAUACUAGAGAGUACUGGACAGGUUUUUACUAGUUAAUUUUAUCUUAGUUCAGCAGUAAUUGUCUCUCAGGCUGCUACAAGAGGUUUAUGGCUUCAGUAUAGGUAAUGCCUACAGAAAAGAGGAAAACAAUGAAAAAAAAAGUCAGAGUUCUCUUCAUUUUUCUUUUCAAAGAGUAUCCAUUAUAAUAUUGCAGGAUAUAAGAAGUGUCUUGAAAGGUUGAUUGGCUGUAUAUUUGUCUGGAAAGAGAAAAUGCUGUGAAAGCAUUGCUACCUUUUCUUAAUUUUCCAAGUUCUUUGUCAUGUUUCCCUUUCCCUUUUCCUGACCCGCAGCCUUUGCUGUGUCCUCUCCACUGGUGCCACUUCUCAGCUGCAUGAGCAGCACCAACUGCAUGCAACGGGCCAAUGGGCCAUCAGUGUAGUGCCUGAACACCCACACAGCUGGAAGGUGGGUGUCAGGAUUCUUCUGCUUUUUAAAUAACAAGGAAAAGGUACAAUAGAGUAAAUCACUUAGCAGACAAGUGGGCAAAGCUGGCUGAGGCUCAAUAGUCACAAGGGAAGAAUACUGAUGUUAGAGAUGAGUGCAUAGCAAUCAUAUUUCAUAAAUACAAUAUAGCAGGGGUAUAGGCAUUCAGCAAGCCUUUCCUUGUUCAGAGAUCAAUGUGAAAUUUGAGUUCUGUGGCAUUUCAUUGCUCACUCUUGCCUAAAACUACAGCAUCCUAUCAUAAAGGCAGUCAGAAAGAGCUACCACAAGCCAUAUAACGCUUCCUGCAAAGCAACUGCCACAGUAAAACUAAAUUACCUGGGAAACAUUGCAUAAGCAUUUGUAUUUAUUUAGACACAUCCAAGACAAGAAUCAAUUCCUCGACAUAGAUCAGCAGAGCCUGAUCAUGCAGUCAGGUAGAAUGGCUCACAGCUGCCCCACAGGAUGCUGCUGGAGGACAUGUGUGUGGAGGCGGCCACCCAUGGGGUGGGCAGGGGAUGCACAGCAGCCAGGCAGCUGUGUGCUAGCCAACACAGGCUUACACAUUUAUCCCUACCUCUGCCAGAGAAGCAUGGAUUAAACAAAACUCCUACAGGUUGACAAAAAUCAGAAUUAAAUUCUGUCCUUCCUUUGCCACGUAGCUCCAAGCUAGCUUCCUUUGCUCAUCUAGCUCUGCUUUCUCAGUCUGUGUCCCUAUAGUCUUUUUUUAAGCCCAUAUUUUAGCAAGGUUUCAAUGAAAGGCUAAAAUUUAUGUGGACAAUUUUGUAUACACCUUCAUUUGGAAUAACAAGUAAAAAUGAACGAUUUUAUGCUGAUAUUUGUACAAACAUAAAUGAGUAUUCAUACAAAAUUGUGUGCAUAAAGACAAUAUAUAAAAUCGCAGAAGUAAGUUCAGGUGCAGUUUUAACUCAUAAUUUAUUGUGACUAUGUCUUUAUGGAUGUUAUUCAUGAAAUAUCUACUAAUUUUACACAGAUUCCAACAGCUAGUGCUAUGAAACUUUGCUAGAUAACAUGCUAAUGUGAUUUGAGGUCUAGUUCUAUGUUUGUUCUGUUUAUAACAGCAACCAACCUUUUUUCUUGUAUCUGAGCAUAAUAGAUUAGAUAUGUGGGACUUUAUUUAAAAACUUGUGUGAUUUUAACUUUAGUGAUAAUAUUAUAGCAUAUUUUUUGCUAGUUGUGAAAGUGGCUGGAUGUCAACUACUGACUGAAGUAAUGUAACUAUUUAUAUACAUAUUUUGUGCAUAACAAAUUCCUCUGUAACGUUUAGCUUGAAAGAAUUGUCUGAAUGGUAGCACUAUUGAAAUCCAUGUCUGGAUCCUCGUGUAAUGGUUUUGAUGUAAGAGAUGGGGUUUUUACAGAUUUAUUUAUUUUUUAAUUUUUAAUUUUUAUUUGGAAAUUUACCCAAUAAUUCACAGAAGAUAUAUUGUUGUAGGUUCUUGGUUUUGGAGCUACACUCUUUUCAGUGUAACAUAGUGAGAUGCUGCAAGCUUCAGUGCUGGUAAAUUGUGCACUGUGCAGCUCAGAGAGGUUAGGUGUAUUUAAAGCGUGUUUCAGUUAAAAUUAGUGCAUGGCCUCUUGGAGGUCAGAGUUAAGGAGUGUCCAAGCAGCUCCAAUACUGUGAAGGUGUUUAUGAUGCUGCUGUGGAAAUGAAUGACACAAGUUGUGGAAAGGAAUUGUACAAGACUAAUGAUAAAGCUAUCACUAGCUUCCCUUCAAAAGGAUACUGUCCAAUACAACUGACGGAAAGACUGAUUCUACUUCAGGAGCUGCUGCCUUGCUCUUGUGCUACACAGGAUCAGUCACUCAGCCUUUGCAAGAAGACGGGCAUUUCUCACUUGUUUUUGAAAAGCCAACAAUGCAAACAAACAAACAAAGCAAAGCAAAACAACAUCAAUCUUUCAUUUUCACCAUGUGGGAAAAAAAAAAAAAAAAAAAAAAAAAGAAAAAGAAAGAAAGAAAGAAGGGAAAAAAAGAAACGUUUCAAGAGUGUGCAAAACCAAAGUGUCCUUUCAACAGUGCUGCAUACACUUAUUUGUUUCUCUAUUAUUGUAUGAAUACUAUUGUGUAUAGUUGUUUAUUUGUUUCAAACUGCAGUGAAAUUUCAAAAUGAUCUUUCACCAUUUUGUUUCUACUUUUUGAGAAGGAAUUAUUUAGUUGAUGUUUUGUUGUUUUCAAUAAGAGAUUUUUUUCUCCUGGUUCCUCCAUUACUACUCAGAUAUACUGAUACAGUAAAUAACAGUGAGUAAAUAAAUAGGUUGAGUUUAUGCGACUCAGAUGCCAGAAUUCCUGAAUUCCUUCAUUUUAUAGAUGAAUUCUGGAAAUUUGAAUUAAAAACUAUGGAAGUCCAGCUGAUUUAGAAGGAUUCUCUUUUCCUCCUACCCAGAGUAAUUCUGAUCUCAUUCUGUUACUGCAUGUGGCUUAUAAAGUUGUUUAUUAAUAUGAUUGUGAAAUUGUUCAGUACAUAUUCUGCGAACUAUACCACUGAUAAAUGUAGUCCUCCAAAAAAGGAAGAACAAUUUUUGUGCAAAAGAAGCAUUUUGUAAUUAUUUGAAGCAUGCAACUGUGGAGAUUAAUUUGUGAUGAACUUUUCUUGUUAUUCUAAUAAAAUAUCAAGCAAGACAAUUA
Molecule: messenger RNA, 5823 nt
Organism: Anas platyrhynchos (mallard)
Lineage: Eukaryota; Metazoa; Chordata; Aves; Anseriformes; Anatidae
Gene: TRHR
Product: thyrotropin releasing hormone receptor
Biological process (GO): phospholipase C-activating G protein-coupled receptor signaling pathway
Cellular component (GO): membrane
Molecular function (GO): thyrotropin-releasing hormone receptor activity
Source: RefSeq, a predicted model, not a curated record